This is a messenger RNA of Coccomyxa subellipsoidea C-169, 2799 nucleotides long. Its product is annotated as protein phosphatase 1 beta. The record is from RefSeq and is a predicted model, not a curated record. The coding region runs from base 1 to 2799 and encodes 932 amino acids. The transcript is spliced from 16 exons. Lineage: Eukaryota; Viridiplantae; Chlorophyta; Trebouxiophyceae; Coccomyxaceae. Gene Ontology annotation, molecular function: protein binding; phosphoprotein phosphatase activity. Gene Ontology annotation, biological process: brassinosteroid mediated signaling pathway.
AUGGAGCCCGAUCAAGCGCCUCCGGCACCAGCUCCCCGUCCAAGGCCUUUCCCGUGCGUUGGAAAUCCACCUGGACCACGAUGUGGACACACUUUGACAGCAAUUUCUGGUCCGGAGGGAGAGUUCUCUGCAGCCAAGCUCGUUAUGUUUGGGGGAGCCACAGCUUUGGAAGGGUCACAGAGGACAGAUGGAGGCCCCCCAGCAUCUCCAGGAGCUCCCUCUGGUUCAGGCAUAAGAUUGGCGGGAGCCACGAGUGACGUACACAUCAUGGAUGUGAGGAGCGGGAAGUGGGAACAGGUGGUGCCACAAGGGGAUCCGCCGUCGCCGCGAGCCGCGCAUGCAGCUGCUGCCGUGGGCAGCAUGGUGGUCAUUCAGGGUGGCAUUGGGCCGGCAGGGCUCGCCUCCGAAGACCUGCACGUCCUUGACUUCACCGAAUUUGACCGCCCCCGGUGGCACAGGCACGAUUUCACAGCCCCACACCGCAUGGUGAUGGUGCAGGGCCCGGGGCCGAGUGCACGGUAUGCGCACACACUGGCACUGGUGGCCAACCGCUUCCUGGUGGCCAUGGGCGGCAAUGACGGCAAGCAGACACUGGCGGACGCCUGGGCGCUGGACACCUCUGACAAGCCCUACCAGUGGCGCAAGAUCACUGACGCUGGUGACACACCCAAUGCCAGGAUGUACGCAACAGCAGCCGCGAGGUCAGACGGGCUGCUGCUGUUGUGCGGCGGGCGCGAUGCGGAGGGCGUUCCCUUGGGCGAUGCCUAUGGCCUAGCCAGGCAUAGGGAUGGACGCUGGGAGUGGGCCGCAGCCCCAGCAGGCAACAUGCCGACGGCACGGUAUCAGCAUGGGGCGGUGUUUGUGGGGGCGCGGCUGCACAUCUCUGGGGGCGCUGUGGGCGGCGGCCGCAUGGUGGACGACCAGUCUUCCAUCGUGGUGCUGGACACAGCUGCUGGCACCUGGUGCACGCAGGCCGAGCCCUCUGCCAUGAACGGCGUGGCCGAUGACGGCGCCGAUGACUGGGCUCGCAGCCGGUGCAGGCAUGCAGUGGCAGCGGUUGGGCAGUACGUGUUCACAUACGGUGGGCUGAGAGGCAGCGCACUAUUAGACGACUUCCUGCUUGCAGAUGACAGCAGCGGAUCAGAGCUGUCCAUCUGCGACCCACGCUCAGGCGCCUGGCGGCAAUGGCUAGAUGCUGCGCAUGGGACGACGGCCGGGGCAGAGAUGCUGGCUGCGGCGGCGGCUGAGGAGGCAGCUGCGGCUGCUGCACUUGGCGUGAGGAGGGUGGGAGCUGUAGAGGACUUGCGCUGCCUGGACGAAAAUCUGGACAGUGUAGGGCGCAGGAUGGCGGGGAGGCCAGAGGAGGACUUGUCCAACUCCAGGGGUGGCUCUCCCAGCCUGUCUCUGCAUCAGCGAGGCUUGGACCCACGGACGCCGCCGACUCCCGACGUCAGACUGUACCACAGAGCAGUUGUGGUGGCACAGGCAACGGUGCUGCUGCAGGAGGGCACGGGAUCCUUGAGGGGCUUGGUACGGCAGCUCAGCAUAGAUCAAUUCGAGAACGAGGGGCGCAGAGUGAUGGGGGCCGAGAGUGCAGUCAAGCUUCCAGCAGACGGCCGUACACCCAUCUUCACCCACAGCAUGGAUCCUGGCAGCAUACAUAAGACUGUGUUGCGAGAAUUGCUGAACCCGCGGCAGUGGAAGCCGCCGGAGGACCGCAGCUUCAUCCUGGAUGGGGACCAGAUCAACACGCUGUGCGACCAGGCCGAGCGCGUCUUCCAGCAGGAAGCCUCCGUGCUGCGCCUCAGAGCGCCUGUGAAGAUCUUUGGGGACCUGCAUGGUCAGUUUGGGGAUCUGAUGCGGCUCUUUGAGGAGUAUGGGACGCCCUCCACGGCGGGGGAUAUAACCUACAUCGACUACCUGUUCCUGGGGGACUACGUCGACCGCGGUGCACACUCCCUGGAAACCAUCUGCCUGCUGCUAGCGCUCAAGAUUGAGCACCCCAAAUCUGUGCACCUCAUACGCGGCAACCACGAGGCAAGCACCUCCUUUGCUCAUCAUGGGUGGUGUGCACACGCUCAGGCGGCCGACAUAAACGCGCUGUUUGGGUUCCGACUGGAGUGCAUAGAGCGCAUGGGGGACCAGCAGGGGCUGUGGGCCUGGCAGCGCCUGAACAGCCUCUUCAACUGGCUGCCGCUAGCAGCCCUCAUCGAAGACCGCAUCAUCUGCAUGCACGGCGGCAUCGGGCGUUCGAUCAGCCGGGUGGAUCAGAUUGACGUUCUACAGCGGCCGCUGAGCAUGGAGGACGGGGGUGUGGUGCUGAUGGACCUGCUGUGGAGCGACCCCACCACCAACGAUGGCGUGGAGGGCGUGCAGCCGUCGCCGCGCGGGCCCGGCCUGGUCACAUUCGGCCCCGACCGCGUCAAGGAGUUCUGCAAGAUGAAUGGGCUGCAGAUGAUUGUGCGCGCGCACGAGUGCGUGAUGGACGGCUUCGAGCGCUUUGCGCAGGGCCACCUCAUCACCCUCUUUUCCGCCACCAACUACUGCGGCACUGCCAAUAAUGCCGGCGCCAUCCUGGUGCUGGGUCGGGAUUUGGUGAUGGUGCCCAAGUUGAUCCACCCGCUGCCGCCCAACACGCCGCACACGCCCAAGUCCAGCGAUGCAGAUGAUGUGGAAGAGGAGCCCAACACGCCCCACCCCAUGACAGACACCUGGAUGGCAGCCAUCAAUGAGGAGCGGCCCCCAACGCCGCCGCGCGGCCGCCCCAGCAAUGGGCCCAACCUUGCUUUCUUUGAGUAG